Messenger RNA from Colias croceus (clouded yellow), 2371 nucleotides. RefSeq lists its product as uncharacterized. The transcript has 6 exons. Gene Ontology annotation, molecular function: RNA polymerase II cis-regulatory region sequence-specific DNA binding; RNA polymerase III type 3 promoter sequence-specific DNA binding; core promoter sequence-specific DNA binding. Bases 83 to 1459 code for a protein of 458 amino acids. Gene Ontology annotation, biological process: snRNA transcription by RNA polymerase II; snRNA transcription by RNA polymerase III. The record is from RefSeq and is a predicted model, not a curated record. Lineage: Eukaryota; Metazoa; Arthropoda; Insecta; Lepidoptera; Pieridae. Gene Ontology annotation, cellular component: snRNA-activating protein complex.
GUCACCAAAAUUUAUAAUAAUAUUACGGUUACUUAAAAUAACUUACCUAUUGAUUGUAUAAAAUUUUAAUAUUAGUAAAAAGAUGGAGGGAACAGGGGAUCCUAGUGGUCAGAUUAAAGUCAAAACUAAAACCGAAAAAACUGGAACUAUCAUAAAAAGUGAUGAAGACACAAUGUCCUCUCAGAGUGCAGAAGAAGCGGAAGAGUCAUUACAGCCUGACAAUGUUAUAGAUAGCGAGAAACCCUCACAAUCUGACCUGUAUGUUCCUGAUGUGGGUCCUAAGUGGUAUAAAGUGACCGCCCCACUUGUCACACCACCCAUGAUUUUCACUAAGCUACCAGAUAUGUUUGCAUCAUUCCCAAUCAAUGACAGGCCUAAAACUAAAGAUGAUGAUUAUGAUGUUCUAGAACAAAGAUUGAGAGAUUUUGUUGGGGCAGAAGUGAGUGAUGAAGAUUAUGAAAAGCUGGCUGACUUUUGCAACCCAAGCCAUUUAGAAACAGGAUUAGAAAUGAAAAUGUCUACAUCUUUGCCAGGUACAAAUUCUUGUCCAGUAAAAGAAUUUGAAGAAACUGAUAUUGGCAGUGACCUUAAUAUUGCUAAAAAGCUUAAAUUAAGAAAGUCCAAAGAUGUAAAUAACUUGUACUCACAACAUCUUAAAUAUAGAAGAGUGCGUCUCUUGCCCCAGUCAAAGGAAAAUGACAUAACAGUAACAAUUGGGGAGCCAUUGCAACCUGGUCAGGAUUUGCUGUUUCGUGUCAGAGUGUACAGGCCUUUCCGACAUUCUGCUAGAGAGAGAACGAAUACACGGCACUCAAUUCUCAGCAAUGACAUAGUGCUACUCGGUAGACAGUCGCUCACUGUGCUGCGGGAUCGAAUCGUCUGCCUAAACGAUGUGAGCAUGAGCGUCGAUGUGUCGGAGAGGCUCGACGACUUGCCCAAUACUACUGCUAAGGAGCUGUUCCCAUCCGGGUUCCUGUUCAUCAACAACGUGUUCUACGUGGACGCGCGCGCGGGCUGCGCGGACCGCUCGCGCGCCGUGCGCCACUGGGCGGCGGCGCGCGGCCUCGGGGCCUUCCCCAAGCGGGACAUGGCCAGCACAAGGCUGCAGGACAUCGCGCUCAAGAUGGGGCACCCGGAGGUGUACUCCCACCAGGGCAACUGCGAGCACUUAUUCACAUUCUCCGAAGUCCGUCUAAUGCACGCUACUGACCCGCUGAAGAUCAGCCUCUACCCGUACCACACGCAGACCACACAGAACCACUCCAUAUAUUGCACAACUUGUGGAGAAUUCGGCAGUAAAUGGAUCGUCACUGGAUGCGAUAGAGUUCCCUUCGAUCCUACGUUCUUCUGUGAAACCUGCUUCAAGUUCUACUUAUACAAAGAUGGACAGAAAAUAUGCGAUUUCAAAGCAUAUUUGUAUAGAGGCAAUGAAAUCAACUCGCUCAAGCCAUUUGGAUGAUACGAAAAGAUAGUACUUGAAUAUAAAAAACGUGCAUAUUAUGGUAGAUCAAUCGUGAAUAUUAUCUGAAAAUGCACCUUGUAACCCAUGACAUAAAUGCUAUUUUAGCUUGUUGUGUAUGAGGUAUAUAUUAUUUUUUGUAUUAUUUUUAAACGGGACUUAAUCUAUUAAAUAGUUGAAGUCGUGAUUUAAUUAAAUGUUAAAGCCAUAUUGGUAACAUUUUAAACAAAUAACUGAAGUCUGAAAUACUUUAGUAUUUUUUCAGACUUUAAUUUAUUUUGCAUAUUGUUAAACCAAGUAUUAAUAUCAACUUAAUAUUCAACAAACCCAUGAAAAAUAUUAUAGAUACCCUUAAUUUUGUUACUUUUAAAUUCAGUUAAAUUAAAUAGUGAUGUAUAAUGAUGUACUAUUAAUAUAAAACCGUUAAUAAAAUAAGAAGUACACAAUAAAACUUUAAACUGGACGUGAUCUCAAAUUUUAUACUGUAUGUAAUUCUUUAGGUUAAAAAAUGGCUGUGUUAAGAAAAUUCUUCACUUGGAAGAAUCAAAAAUGAAUUAUGGAAGGGUGCAAUGUAUCUUAGGGAUUUGGCAAAGAGGUUGGUGUGUGUGUAGUAGCUUUAAGUAGUUUCCAUUAUUUUUUUAUGUAGUUGCAGUAUGAAAUACAUAGAAUGUUUAGUUAUCUAUUAUUGAUAAUAUUAAUGUUUUGAAGUGAUACUUAUUUAGGUGUGUUGAGAGUAAAAUUUCAAGAUCGCUGCAUGGAUUAAGGCGACGAUUUUGGUAUCUUUGAAUCUUGCCAAAGAAGUUUCACUUCUGACACGUGUGCUCGGCACACACGCUAUUUUUUAUGCAGUAAUAAGUAUUUGUAACAGUAUACUCGUACAGGUAGUGGAUAAGAUUGUGAUCCUUUUUUAUU